This is a messenger RNA of Phragmites australis (common reed), 787 nucleotides long. Its product is annotated as dirigent protein 3-like. NCBI's taxonomy places the organism in Eukaryota, Viridiplantae, Streptophyta, Magnoliopsida, Poales, Poaceae. The record is from RefSeq and is a predicted model, not a curated record. The coding region runs from base 74 to 679 and encodes 201 amino acids. The transcript has a single exon.
CCAGUCCAUCCUGGCUGCAGUAUAAAAAAGCUUGGAGCUCCAAUCCUCUGAAGAGGCAAUUCGAUCGAUCCCCAUGGCGGCGAGUUCAACUAAGAGCUUGCUGCUCAGCUGCCUCAUGAUCUCCUUUCUGCACCAGCUCCAGUUUCAACUCCCACAUGUUGCUGCAACAUCGCUCAAGAAAAGCGACGGCAAGGGCAGCCGCGGGAAGACCCUCAGCUUCACGCUGUACCAGCAUGAGACCAUAAACAAGACCGGCUACAUCGUCGUCGACGGCGUGGCCGGCGCGGGCGUCAGCCAGACCACCACGCCCUUCGGCACCGUCUACGUCUUCCGCGACGACCUGACGGUGCACGCGGACAGGGCCUCCCGGGUGGCCGGCGUCGCGGAGGGGAGCUCCAUCACGACGAGCCUCGACGGGCUGCAGAGCCUGUCGCUGGCAAAGAUCACGGUCGAUCACCGGGGCCACCGAGGCUCCGUGUCGGUCCUCGGGGGCACCUAUAACACCAAGCCGUCGGACUACCCUGUGGUGGGUGGAACCGGCGACUUCGCGUACGCGCUGGGCUACGUACGGUCGUCGCCGGUGGACUUGCGGGGACGAACGGUGACGUACAAGAUGGAGCUUCACUUAUAUUGGCCUCCGUACGCCCACUACGCUCCAGUUCCACAGAAGCCUAUAUAGGUGCAAAUAACUCGACAAGUCCACACGCACUAGUCUAGCUAUUGCUACAGCAUACAUGUACGCUUUUUUUUAAUCAGUAUAAUAAAGUUAAAGGGUUCUUUUACGGUA